GCCCGAGAUUCCGCCCAGCUCACUCCCGCGCUGCGCGACUGGCCAGACUGCGGCUUCUCGGCGCGAUCGGCCCCUUAGUCCCGGGCGCUUGCGGGUCGCAGCUCCCUCCACCGCGCAGACAUGGCCUCGGGCGCCGCUAACAACGCUGUGAAGAUUGGAAUAAUUGGUGGGACAGGUCUGGAUGAUCCAGAAAUUUUAGAAGGAAGAACUGAAAAAUAUGUGGAUACUCCUUUUGGCAAGCCAUCCGAUGCCCUCAUUUUGGGGAAGAUAAAGAACGUUGAUUGUGUCCUGCUUGCCAGGCACGGGAGGCAGCACACCAUCAUGCCUUCAAAAGUCAACUACCAGGCCAACAUCUGGGCUCUGAAGGAAGAGGGAUGUACGCAUGUCAUUGUGACCACAGCUUGCGGCUCCUUGAGGGAGGAGAUCCAGCCCGGCGAUAUUGUCAUUAUUGACCAAUUCAUUGACAGGACCACCAUAAGGCCUCAGACCUUCUAUGAUGGAAGUCAUCCCUGUGCCAGAGGAGUGUGCCAUAUUCCUGUGGCCGAGCCGUUUUGCCCCAAAACGAGAGAGGUCCUCAUUGAGACUGCUAAGAAGCUAGGACUCCGUUGCCACUCAAAGGGGACAAUGGUCACAAUUGAAGGACCUCGCUUUAGCUCCCGGGCAGAAAGCUUCAUGUUUCGCACCUGGGGGGCGGAUGUUAUCAAUAUGACCACAGUUCCAGAAGUGGUUCUUGCUAAGGAGGCUGGAAUUUGCUAUGCAAGUAUCGCCAUGGCAACAGAUUAUGAUUGCUGGAAGGAGCAUGAGGAAGCGGUUUCAGUGGAUCGGGUCUUAAAGACCCUGAAAGAAAAUGCCAAUAAAGCCAAAAGCUUACUCCUCACCACCAUCCCCCUGAUAGGGUCUAUGGAAUGGUCAGAAACACUCCAUAACCUGAAGAAUACGGCCCAGUUUUCUGUUUUAUUACCAAGACAUUAAAGUAGUAGAAAAGAAGACUCUCUAACUCCAGUUAUUUCUGAGAAUUCCUGCUUAACUUGAAAAGGAAAAACCCGGGAAAGGCAUGCAGCUUUCAUGCCCUCGCCUGUGAACGAAGAACCUGUGCUGAGAUCAGACACUGCAUGUGGUAGACUUCUAGGAAGACUUGGGCUGCUUCAAACCCCAGAAGAAAAGCAAAAGACUGAUGUGGAGGAAAAAAAUCUUAUAGUUAAGGAAAAAUACAAGAAGAGAUCAUCUGUCCUUCCCCUGUUCAAUUUGCAAGAAUGACGUGGGGUGGGGGGGUCAUGUCCAUUUUCUUAUGUUGCCAAGGAAUAGAAGGAAGAAAUGGGUCUCUUUGGUUUGGUGUUUGCUUGAUGUGACAGUAAAUUGGUACAGUCUUUCUUGGAGGGCAGUUUGGUAAAGUGCAUCAAAAGGCUUAGAAAUGCGUGUGCACCUUGUGCUGGGUGCUCUAAUCCUAGGGAUUUCUCUUGGAAAAAAUAAUCAGAGAUACAUACAAAGAAUUAUGUAUAAAGAAGGAAGUUACAAUAGCAAAUUUUGAAAACAAUCUGAAUAUCUAACAGUUGGAGGUACAAGAUGUUUUAAUUAUAAUUACAUUGUGAAGCAGCCAGCUAAAGGUCAUGUUUUCUAUAUUUAAUGCCCUAAAAAAAUGGUUGUUAUAUAAUAUGAAGCGAAACAGAAGGGUCUGUAAGCAUUUUACUAGUUUUGUUUUUAAAUGCUAUGUGAAUGUAUUAAAAGCCUAGAAAUAUAUCUAUAAUCUUUUGUUAUUGUAUUUGGUGGAGGGAUACUGGACAAUUUUUAUUUUCUUUAAAUCUUCUAUCUUCACAUUUUUUCUACAAUGUAUAAUCAAAUCGUAAGGUUGUCAUGAAAGCUUAGUUCUCUGUUUUUGAGAACGCUAUUUCUGGUAACAAAGCAAAAUUUAAGAUGGCAAUAUUCAGAGUGUUGCUUAAAGGAGUUACAUCUUCAUCCUGCUCGAGAAAAGGGGGAUCAUUGACUACACAGUCAGAACAGUAUUACUACUGGGUUUGCAACAGCUUUCUGAGAAAAGCUGUAUUUUAAUUGAGGUAGUCUAAAAGCUAAACUGUUCAAGAUAAUAAAUACACAUAUGUAUUUUAAAUUUUAAUAUUUGACUUUGUUUCUACUCCUUUGUAUGAGUUGAUGCAUUAUUUUAUGAGUUGGUGAUUUUUUUUUUAAUAAAAUAAAAAAAUGGAAGCUUG
Tupaia belangeri chinensis (Chinese tree shrew) is the source of this 2204-nucleotide messenger RNA. It is a transcript of the gene MTAP, whose product is annotated as methylthioadenosine phosphorylase. The coding region runs from base 121 to 972 and encodes 283 amino acids. Gene Ontology annotation, cellular component: cytosol. The transcript has 8 exons. The record is from RefSeq and is a predicted model, not a curated record. Lineage: Eukaryota; Metazoa; Chordata; Mammalia; Scandentia; Tupaiidae. Gene Ontology annotation, biological process: nucleoside metabolic process. Gene Ontology annotation, molecular function: S-methyl-5-thioadenosine phosphorylase activity.